AUGCGGUCGACGAUAUUGUUUUUGCCGUUGAUCCUCGUUUUUGGCGUUUUUCCCACCACCACCUCCGCCCUCCAAGUCCGACUCGAUUACAAUGUCGCCGAUGAUGGCAGAGCGUUGGAGUUUUAUCGACCAAGCCGACCGCUCUUCGACAUGGUCGAUGGGAAUUCGUUCGAGCAAUGGGGCGACCUCCGACGCAAGAGGAAUCGGACUCGGCCCGCGGACUCGUUGUUCAUGCAGUUGGAGGCGGUUCAGGACGAGUCCUACAACUUGAUUUGCGUCAUGCUUUUGUGAGCGUUUUUUAUAUAUAUUUUUUUUGAGAAAAAAUAGUUGUUUUCAAUAUAAAAUUUAGAGAAUUUGGUCAAUAGGUCAAAAUAUUAGGUAAAAGUUCCUUAUUUUGGCCACAACUUAUAACUUUGCGGAAACUGGCCGGAAUUAGCCCAAAUUUAGCGUGCACGCUCAAUUCAUCGUUGUCAAUUCCCGGACAGUGCAUUUAGUUAGUGAGGUCCCUUCUUUUUUACGUACUACCUUACCCUUCAAAAACGGCUGCAGCCUGUGAUUUUACACUUUAUACGAUGAAACAUGUCCCGAACUAAACUUACUGACUCCGUAUGUAAUUAAAUGAGUCGUCACAGCCUUCGUAGGUACCCUUAAAACUAUAGAGCUAUUAUAGUAAUUCCGUUCCAGCUAGGUCGAAGCGUUUUUUCCUAAGUUUAGUGCCCAAGCUUUGGCGUAGUUCGCGGAGUAGCUUUGUUGUGGCCAGAAUAAGGAACUUUUCCCUUUUUCAGUAUAAAAUUUUAACAAUUUUGGUCAAAAAUAUUUUUUCAAAACACCCUUUAUUUUUGAAAAAUAUGACAUCUUCCUGGACAAGGUCACAUGUCCUUGAUAAACGCAAGAUUCUCAUCGCUAUUUAGAGCCAAAUUCCAAAACCAACGAUUUGUUUAUAACCUUUAUUUUUUUGCGUCCAGCCAAAAAAGAGUUUUUAAAUUCGGGAGAUUAAUUUAGUGGUCAAUUUGAGCGAAUAAAUGGUCUGAAAUGACCGUCUGUUUUCGAAAGGAAGUGUUCAAGUGCGACGCUCAAAUUUUGAUUUUUUUUUGUUAUAAAAACGGUUUUUUCGGCCUUGAUUCAUAGUCAAUUUUCGUCAUACCACGCCUUUUCAAGGCUAUGCCUCAGCUUAGGAAAGUCCUCAACUAACAGCGGAAGUACUCCAAGUGCGACGGUCAGAUUUUCUUUAAAUUUUGCACACACAUCGGGUAUGGACUAAAUAUCAAUUCCUGAAAGUUUUAGCUCGCGCGCCGCCGAGAUAUCGAACGAUUUUUUGCCGCCGAAAGAGCACGCUAAACGUGGAGAGCGGUCAGAGAGAAAAACGAUUUUUGGCCAUAACUUUGGCAGUUUCGAGCGGAAAAAUUAGAUUUUUUGUAGAAACAUUAUCCUUUACGGUUGAAAUAGGCAUGAAACUUUUCGUGCCGAAAUUCGGCAAAAAGUCCUAAAUUUUGGCCGACUUUCGAUCUAAAAAUCUCGGUUGUUUCUGCAAAGCGCGAGCUAGGAUUCUCGCAUAUAUUUCAGAAAAAAUUAUUCUAAAUUUGUGCCAAGUUUCAUCAAAGUCUGAGCGUCGCACUUGGAGUACUUCCCCUGUAAGCUGAGCCCAGCCAACUUUUCAUCGUAUAAAAUAUCUUCCGCAGGUCGCGCUCCUUUCAUUUUCCCAAGACUGGAUUUCUUUGGGUGGUGCCCUCUGGCUAACUUUGUGGGACGCUACAAAAAACGCCAGAGUAGAUGUAAAUAGAGCAAUAAAUUCAGAAGAAACUACAGCCAUUCCAAGUACGAAUAACCCAAAAUCCCAGACUUUUUAAUGGGCUGGAAAAUGGCUAGGGCCCGGGAUAUUCACCAUGACACAAACGAAGAAUUUUUUUAUAUUUUUGAAAUAUUCUGAAAGGAAGCUUGUAAAAAAUAAAAUUCUACCAGUCAAAAAUUUUGCAAAGGUCAGCCGCAUACAUAUAUGCUUUCAGUUUUAACAUACACUCAAACAGGCUCUAGAAAUUUUGUUUUGAAGUGUCACAAAAAAAUGUGGAAAAACUUUUGAAUCAACCUAAUAUUUCUCUCAUAUGUCAUGUUUUCAGAUUGAUGACCGCCUUAUUUAUGCUGAUGCAGGAUUGCAAUGGCGAGUAG
Molecule: messenger RNA, 2163 nt
Organism: Bursaphelenchus xylophilus (pine wood nematode)
Lineage: Eukaryota; Metazoa; Nematoda; Chromadorea; Rhabditida; Aphelenchoididae
Source: the annotation of a GenBank genome assembly